CUCAUCAACAACAACAACAACAACAACUUACCAACAACAACAUCAUCAAUCAACUCAACUCAAACAGGGAAAACUGAACCUCAGACAACAACCUCACUUUGAAUAGUUCAUCAAGACUGUAGACCUUUGACCCUCUAUCUGACAGACUACAACAAUCAACAAAAAAAGGACCCACCAAAAACACCAAACCAACGAAUGAUUCAUCAUCAUCUCACUCCUCGAUAUCUCUCCAGCCCCAUCUCAUUUGACUCACUCAGUCUUCCUUCAUCCGUCCUCCAGCCUUCUUUUCCCGUUGGAUCUACUUGCUAGGCCUCAUCUUGAUAUCUUCUCGACUGGAUGCUCAUUGUCGAAACAACUGACCAGAUCAAGCAUAAUUCAGGGGUCUCCUCUUCAUACACAUCAGGACUACUAUCUCCCCUACCGCAUAUCUUUGAAUCAGCCAUCAUCAACUCCGUCAACCCACCCAAUCAACUCACCAUUCCUCAAACAUCAAUCUCACAACCUGUCUGUAAUCGCACCAAACCAAGCAAUCAAAUCUAUUCAUGUGUUGACGGAUCUUUGUUAGGUUAUCCCCUUAUCAUGUGGAAUGUAGAAACAUUGGCAAAUAAUCAACAGAAUCAUUUGGAUAGUCCAACUGCCGCCACUACUGCUCCCCCCCAAUCCUUACCAAAAUCUAUGCUUCCAGACACUCAAUCCUUAAACCCAGAAACAUCCUCAAUCACCUCACAGCAACCCAAAACUAACUCUCGAUCUGCUCAUCAUCAAUUAUCUCAUCCUCGUAGCAUUCGUGACCCUACCGUUAUCCGUAGUCUGACCAAGCGUUUCUCACCCCCUUUCAAGCCCUUUGGAUCUAAAGAGCCAGAGACGGAUGAAGAUUCAAUCGUCACAUUAGAUUCACCAGUCGACACCCCAUCUAUGCUCUCUUCCGAUCUAACCUCCACUCGACUUCAGAACCAUCCCAACGCUGAAGUGAUUUUACUCUCGGCAUCUCAACGUACUCCACUUGCGAUGAAGGCCAGUGGCUCGAUGUCAAAGCAGCAGGACUCCAUCUUUCCCUCCCAUGACGGUGAACCAGCCGAUAGCCCAGGAGAUGAAGCACUCCGCUCAUUCGUCAUUGACUCUGACGUGGAGAUGCAAGAUGCUCCUACUCUCAAACGCCCUCGACGCAAGGGCGACAAAUCGACUCGGCAAAAGAACUCCAAACCCUUUUCAGCCAGUCAAUCCUCUAUCUCUGACCCAUCCAUCCCUUCCAACAUACCUCGAGCUGUCACUUUUGCUCAAUCUCCCAAGCCAUCCCGGAGCAAUACUCGAUCAAACCAACUUACCGGAUCAAGCUCACAUAACCUCCUCAAACAGCCUUCAGAUGACGACGAGGAUGUCGAAAUGACAGUUGCUCCAAAGUCAAAGCUACUCACCAACGGCCAUGGGCGAGCAGCCACCGCAAGGCGAGCACUACUUAGUAAUGGUGCCAGUGGAUUAGUUUGGAUCGGCGGUGAUCAAUCAUCAGAACCCAUUCCAAGCUCUUCGACGGCAAUCAUCCCAUCACCUAGAUUACGUCCCACGCGUCGACCCUCUCCCAGCGACCCGGCUUCUCCGACUCGACUGGCUGGAUCUAGCAGUUCAGCUAAUGGUGAUCACGAUGAUGAACAGACCGCCGUACCUUUUCAGGAGACCCCGCCUAGUAUCGAGCCAGUGAAAAAGUCAAAAACCAAGUCAGGUCUCAACUCAUCCCGUCCCAAGCGUCCCAAACCUCCAUCACCGAUCGAUCCCCCCACUGCACCAAAUACCCCGGCUGCCCCAGCAGAUGGCAGCUGUAAGGGCGAAGUCAAGCGAAGGAUAGCUGCCCUACUACCAGCCACCGAACCCGAUGAAACAGGACAAUACGAAUCCUCUACCUGUCAUCAAUGCCGUGUCAAGACCACCCGACCCAAGAUGAUCUGCGAUCAGUCGCAGGAUCCCAACUGCGUCGUCCGAGUUUGUCAUACCUGUCUCAUGGUUCGCACAGUCUACGCCGACAUGCCCGAACUCCGGCCUCCAUUAUUUCAAUUUGUACCGGGUGGGACGAUGUUGUGUGUGAAGUGCAGGGACAUCUGCCCUUGUGCUUCCUGUCGGAGACGGCGUGGCGAAAAGGAGCAAUGUCGAAGGGGUCUAGGUAGUGGCCUCAAAGGAUUCUACGGCUUGACGCCCGAGGAACGAGAACAGGCACUGUUGAGGAAAAAAGAAAAACAGGAAGCAGCCCGGCUGAAGAAGGAAACCCGCCCCCCGAGCGAUAAGAAAUCGCCUGCAACUGCCAUCCGGAGAGAAGUUGCUUCGAUUCGUGGUGCUUAUGAUGACGAUGAACACGGUCGUCUUGAACACUGGGCUCCACUUCCUGUCUUUCCUCCGUUACCCAAGAGACGGAAGAAGAAGAGAAAACGAUUGGAGAUCAUGGAAGGCGCUCGGUUGGACUCUCAAACAAGCGAUACUGACAGUGAUACCAGUUGUAGUGAUAGUGAUAGUGAUACCUAUGAUGACACCGACAGCGACUCACGCUCCCUCUCCUCGGUAUCAUCCUUCCACUCUGGCACUCAAGCUCGUGUCUUACUAGGACCGGAAUCAUUUCAAUUACCCCUAUCUUCGAACACACGGAACACAGUCCCCCUACUCACCAAAAGCUGGCGCUCGAAUUUCUCCCGUGCACUUAAGCCCGAUCACUCUAGUUAUCGCAAGCCUCGUCCUCAUAAGGCACCAGUGGUGUGGAUCAAAAACGGCGCAAUGGUCCAGGCACGUAAACCACCUACGACAGAGUUCAUGCAACGACUCGCACAGGAGCAGAAAGGUCGCUCUGGAUCUGACCCGAAAUUCCCUGGUGACGAGGAACCGAUGGAGUCUUCGAUACCAGAUUCUAGGAUCUUACCCUUUCUCAACCAUCAAACAAAUCCAUCGAUAGAGGCAAAUGAUAUUCACGAUCUAGAUAAGAUGGAUAUAUCUCACACAAAUUUCCCUGGUUCAACGACUUCAUCCAUUCAUAAUAAUAUCCAUAAUGACUUCCACUCCUCAUCGAAAUUAAACGGCAACUCAGCAGGAUGCACAUGCAGCAUGGACCACCUACAGUCGUCAAUAGAAGCACUGGAUAAUCCCUUGGCUUCUCAUUCGGAAAAAUGUGCACUGUUUGGAUCUGAUAAUUACUCGAAACCGAUGCCGAUGAGUGAGCACCUCGGGAUGUGUUCAGGGAACCUAAAUCCGACCCCGCCGCCGAUCAUGGAAGGAGGGGCGGUCCAUGGGGAAUUUUGUGGAGAUAUUGACAUGGACCGAUUCGGAGCGAUCGACGGUUCAAAUAAUACCCUGCCGCUACGAUUCGAGCCGGGCUCAUCACCGAUGGACCAUCAGACCUAUCUCGCAAGUCUGACAGAUGAGCAGUUGACUGCGGUACUGAAGGAGGGCCAUAACGAGAUGGUCAAGCAGGGUCUACUCCCCUCGUCGCUCAAUCCCAACGGCAUGAUCCCGAGCAAGUUCACGAACCAGUUCAGCACCGGGAUCUCGCCGGAACUGAUCUCGGCGGCCCUGCCUUUCCGGGCCGACCAGGAAGGCUCCUCGGGCAACGAGCUAGGCGAGAAUUCGACGAAGGACGGCCCGGAGCUGAAGGAGUUGACGGAGGAGGACCAGGAGGCCGGGCUGAUCGAGGCGGCUAACUGGGCGGCGGUGUGGGGCGCAACCGACGGUGCGGGUGGGUUCCUGGUGACCAAGGCGGUCAAGGACUCGCAGCCAGAGGAGGGCGAAAGUUUUGAGGAUGACGAGCAAGGAUCUUCUCGGCUCCCACUCGACGACUCGUCCAACAACAACCCUUCUUCCGCUUCCUCCUUCCCUGCUCACUCCGCUCCUCCUCCUCCUCCUGCUCAUCCAGCCUCGUCUUCUGCUUCCUCUACUCACAUCAUUCCCUCCUCUUCGUCGGAUCGGGUGCUCGAUAAUUGGGUGCAUCAUGCCGCUGGUACGGAUAAGGAACUCUUCCUGAGAGCGAUGAAGUCUCGGGUCGGCGACGAAUGGCUCACCGAUGUCAUGCCUCUCGAUAGCUAUUGAUCCUUCCUUCCUUCCUUCUCUUUCUUUCUCCCUCCAUCUCUGUCUCGCUUAGUUCCGUUCUUCCUUGCUAUCUGUACCCUGUCCCCUGUCCUAUCUUUCCUCCUCAUCAUCUUAAAAAAAGUCAUCAUAUAAUCAUUUAUAUAUAUACUUAUUCCUUACUCUUGUUCCCUGUCCCCCUUUUUUCUUCAGAUCUCACCCCCCCUCACUCCCACCUUCUAAUUUUUACUUGGUUUUUUAUUUUAUAUAUAUAUGCUCUUAUCACACUCACACACUGGAUUCUAUGGAGUUUUUUUUCUUUCC
This is a messenger RNA of Puccinia graminis f. sp. tritici CRL 75-36-700-3, 4356 nucleotides long. RefSeq lists its product as uncharacterized. The record is from RefSeq and is a predicted model, not a curated record. The transcript is spliced from 8 exons. NCBI's taxonomy places the organism in Eukaryota, Fungi, Basidiomycota, Pucciniomycetes, Pucciniales, Pucciniaceae. Bases 337 to 4056 code for a protein of 1239 amino acids. Gene Ontology annotation, cellular component: nucleus. Gene Ontology annotation, biological process: regulation of DNA-templated transcription.